CUCCGAGGGGCGGGCGCCCGAGCGCGGCUCAGCCCGAUCUGUCCGCCGAGCGGACCGAGCUGCCAGGCGAGCGCGGCCGCGGGAGGCGGGCGAUGGGGGCAGGUGCCGCCGGCUGCGCCAUGGACGGGCCGCGCCUGCUGCUCCUGCUGCUCCUGGGGCAGGUGGCCCUCGGAGGGGCUGACGAUGAGGCGUGUUCCACGGGCCUCUACACCCACAGCGGCGAGUGCUGCAGAGCCUGCAACCUGGGCGAGGGCGUGGCCCAACCGUGUGGCGCCAACCAGACCGUGUGUGAGCCCUGCCUGGACAGCGUGACGUUCUCGGACGUGGUGAGCGCCACGGAGCGGUGCAAGCCGUGCACGGAGUGCGUGGGGCUGCAGAGCAUGUUGGCGCCGUGCGUGGAGGCGGACGACGCCGUGUGCCGCUGCGCCUACGGCUACUACCAGGACGAGGCGACGGGCCUCUGCGAGGCGUGCCGCGUGUGCGAGGUGGGCUCGGGCCUCGUGUUCUCGUGCCAGGACAAGCAGAACACCGUGUGCGAGGAGUGUCCCGACGGCACGUACUCGGACGAGGCCAACCACGUGGACCCGUGCCUGCCGUGCACGGUGUGCGAGGACACGGAGCGGCAGCUGCGCGAGUGCACGCGCUGGGCGGACGCCGAGUGCGAGGAGAUCCCUGGCCGCUGGAUUACAAGGUCCACGCCCGCUGAGGGCCCCGACAGCACGGCCCCCAGCACUCAGGAGCCGGAGCUGCCUGCAGACCCCGACCUCACCGGCAGCACAGUGGCAGACGUGGUGACCACCGUGAUGGGCAGCUCUCAGCCUGUGGCCCCCCGGGGCACCGCGGACAACCUCAUCCCGGUCUAUUGCUCCAUCCUGGCCGCUGUGGUGGUGGGGCUCGUGGCCUACAUUGCCUUCAAGAGGUGGAACAGCUGUAAGCAGAACAAGCAAGGGGCCAACAGCCGGCCGGCGGACCAGACGCCCCCGCCCGAGGGGGAGAAGCUCCACAGCGACAGUGGCAUCUCCGUGGACAGCCAGAGCCUGCACGACCAGCAGCCCCACACGCAGACAGCCGCGGGCCAGGCUCUCAAGGGGGACAGCGGCCUGUACAGCAGCCUGCCCCCGGCCAAGCGGGAGGAGGUGGAGAAGCUGCUCAACGGCUCGGCCGGGGACACCUGGAGGCACCUGGCGGGCGAGCUGGGCUACCAGCCGGAGCACAUAGACUCCUUCACCCGAGAGGCCUGCCCCGUGCGUGCCCUGCUCGCCAGCUGGGCCACCCAGGACAGCGCCACGCUGGACGCCCUCCUGGCCGCCCUGCGCCGCCUGCAGAGAGCCGACAUCGUGGAGAGCCUGUGCAGCGAGUCCACGGCCACGUCCCCGGUGUGAGCCCCCGGCCCCAGCCCCGCCCCCACGUUCCGACCACGACCACCACCGCCGCCGAGGCUCCCGCCAGCGCCCACGGGCCCGGCCCGAGACCACAACCCUGUCCCCGAUCCCGAGUGGUCACCCCCGCCCCCAGCACCGGAAGUGCCCCUGACACCCCCUCCCACCUCCGCCCCCCACCACCUCAGGCCUUCGGCUCCCAGCUCCCUUCUCGGUGGGCCAGCCCCUCCCACAGCGGCAGGGGACACCAGGGAUGAUUAGGGGGGACCCCUCCCCCCGACAAGGCCCCAGAGACUCAGAGGGAGCCACUGAGGCCCCAGAGACAUGGACUCUACACUGUGAACUGCGGGAGCAGGGGGCGUCUCCCCCCUGAACCCCACUCCCCGCUCUCCUCUGGCCUAAGGUGGGAAGGACCAGCUCCUUGCCAGCCGGAAGGCGCCUUGAAAUCUGUCGCCCUCGUUUUGAACCAGGACAGCGAGGCCCCAAGAGGGGCAGUGCCUAUUCAGAGCCGCACAGCCGUGGGCUGGCCCCCCUCAGCACCGGGGGGCACAGACCUCAGGUUUGCUUCAGGUCCAGGAGAGGGGGAUGCCAGGCCCCCACCCCCGCCCUCGCCCUCACCCCCGGGUCUGUCCAAGCCGGUGGAGAGGAGAGGCUUUAUCUGAGACCUGGCCCGCGGGUCUCUCGUGGCCUGGGUCCGGCCGAGGCAGAUCUGCGGGGGUGUCCUACGGCAUCUCUGGUGGUUGGUGCCCGUCACCCCGGUGCUGGCCGGGAACCAACAGAGGCUGCAGCUAAAGGACCCCCCACCUGGAACACAGAACACACGCAGACACGAUGAGGAAUCUGCCUUUCUCCACGAGUUCCUCCCCAGGCUGGACCGGAUCCUGCCUGGGGCAGCUGCCAGAGGCGCAUCGGAGGGGCUUCGCGAUGUCUUCCUCGCCCCCGGUUUGGCGGGCCGAGGGCCACGGAGGCCGGCCGGGGCUGUCUGCCAGAGGCCUGCGCGUGGAGGACUGCUCCCCCCACCCCGCCCCUUCCCUGCAAGCCUGGGUUUGGCUGGGCCCCCAAGGUUCCGAUGGAGGAGAAGGGGUGCAGGAGGGAACGGGGCCAGAAGGAGCUGAGGCAGCCGGUGGCCCGGCCAGGGCCUCUCACACCUUCAGAGGACUCUGUGAAGGACUCACUUUCCCCUAGCUUGGGGCCAGGAAUCGGCUUCGAGGCCCCGCCCUGGCCCCUUCUGUAUUGCUCGAUGUUGGAAUGAGAGCAGCUCCCCUUCUAUUUAGCAUGAUUCAGCCCGGGCAGGGGGUGCACGGGGCAGCCGCCCCUCCUGCCCCAUGGAAGGCACGGGGAGCCUUUUGUGUAGCCCGUGUGUCUUUGACCUCAGCUGUGGGGGGGAAACAAGGACACUCAACCUUACGCCGGAGGGGUGGCCCAGAGUGGGCCGAUUUCUUUCCCUCCCUGGCAGCUGGGGAUGGGGUGGGGGGGUGCCGGGAGCUUGCAAGUACGUUUUCGCAUGUGUUUGGUUCUGGGGCCCCUCCUGGCACCUUUUUGGGUUGAGAUGGAACCCUUCCCCCCUGCUCCCGGCUGUGUCUCCUCAGCUGGGGGCUGUGUGAGCCCCACACUCCCUGUCAGACCCCCCCCCCCAUCACCUGCCCCUGCAUCCUGUGUAAUCUUUCCCUGGGCCCUUCUGAAA
This is a messenger RNA of Sorex araneus (European shrew), 3063 nucleotides long. RefSeq names its product nerve growth factor receptor (gene NGFR). The transcript is spliced from 6 exons. Lineage: Eukaryota; Metazoa; Chordata; Mammalia; Eulipotyphla; Soricidae. Gene Ontology annotation, molecular function: coreceptor activity; nerve growth factor binding; death receptor activity. The record is from RefSeq and is a predicted model, not a curated record. Gene Ontology annotation, cellular component: plasma membrane; cell surface. Bases 93 to 1382 code for a protein of 429 amino acids. Gene Ontology annotation, biological process: Rho protein signal transduction.